UUUAUUUCCCUCAAACACUGCAUUCUCAUUGUUUCUACUUGACAGUGCACACAAAAUCACUAAAAUAAAAGGAAAGAAAAAAGAAAACAAAAACACAUUUUUCCAUCAAAAGAAUUAAUGGCACCAGCUCAAACUCUCAAUUAUCUCUCUCAAGAAAAUACCCUCGAGUCAAGUUUCGUUAGAGACGAAGAUGAACGUCCAAAAGUUGCUUACAAUAACUUCAGCAAUGAUAUUCCAGUCAUUUCUCUCGCCGGAAUCGAAGAUGUCGUCGGUGGUCGUAGAAUAGAGAUUUGUAACAAUAUUGUAGAGGCUUGUGAGAAUUGGGGUAUUUUCCAGAUUGUUGAUCAUGGUGUUGAUCGAGACCUUAUUUCUGAAAUGACACGUUUUGCUAAAGGCUUCUUCGAUUUGCCACCGGAAGAGAAGCUUCGGUUUGAUAUGUCCGGUGGUAAAAAAGGUGGCUUCAACGUCUCUAGUCAUCUCCAAGGAGAAGCAGUGAAGGAUUGGAGAGAAAUAAUGAUAUACUCUUCAUACCCAAUUAGCGAAAGAGAUUAUUCAAUGUGGCCAAACAAACCAGAAGGAUGGAGAAAAGUAACAGAACAAUACAGCGAGAAGCUAAUGGGUUUAUCAUGCAAGCUUUUGGAAGUGUUAUCAGAAGCUAUGGGUUUAGAAAAAGAAGCUGUUACCAAAGCAUGUGUUGAUAUGGAUCAAAAACUUGUUGUUAAUUUCUACCCAAAAUGCCCUCAACCUGACCUUACUCUUGGCUUGAAAAGACAUACUGACCCUGGUACCAUCACUCUGCUUCUACAAGACCAAGUUGGUGGCCUUCAAGCUACAAGAGAUGAUGGCAACACAUGGAUCACUGUUCAGCCAAUUGAAGGUGCUUUUGUUGUUAAUCUUGGAGAUCAUGGCCAUUAUCUGAGUAAUGGAAGGUUCAAAAAUGCUGAUCACCAAGCAGUGGUAAAUUCAAACUACAGUCGUUUAUCUAUAGCCACGUUCCAAAAUCCAGCACCAGAUGCAACUGUGUACCCUUUGAAGAUUAAAGAAGGAGAGAAAUCUAUUAUGGAAGAACCAAUCACUUUUGCAGAAAUGUAUAGGAGGAAGAUGAGUAAGGAUCUUGAAAUUGCUAGAAUGAAGAAACUUGCUAAGGAUAGUUAUAAAGAGAUUACGCAUUUAGAGAAGGCAAAUCUUGAGACUAAGCCUUUGAAUGAGAUUCUUGCUUAGACUUUUUUCUUUUAAAAAGUCAAAUAAAUAUUUCAUUAAAUAAAACGCAUGACAUAAGAUAUGCCCAAUACAAUACAUAAUUUAGUUUGUUUCCAUGAUAUGAAACAGCCCAAAACAACAAGUAAUUUACGAAGUUAUAACUUAGCGUUCACUCAACUUUGUGUGUUUAGAUGAAUAAUUAUGUUUAAUAUCCAUGUCUUUGUGGAGAUAAAUAUAAGAGAGAUUAAGUUACUUUAGGGAUAUUUGUAAAAAAAAGUUACUCUAUUAGAGUAACUUUGCGUUGAGUUAAUAAUUCGCUAUAUUGUAUUUCA
Molecule: messenger RNA, 1532 nt
Organism: Cicer arietinum (chickpea)
Lineage: Eukaryota; Viridiplantae; Streptophyta; Magnoliopsida; Fabales; Fabaceae
Product: naringenin,2-oxoglutarate 3-dioxygenase-like
Source: RefSeq, a predicted model, not a curated record